CAACAGCAACCGUCACAGACCAAAAGGGAUAGGGAGGGCGGAGAGUGCGCUUUGCCCUUUUUCCCGGCCAGCCAACGACGCCGCCGGCCAACCAACGACGGAGACGCGGUGGAGGAGAUCGGAUGGAGGGCCAGGUGAGGAGGAGUCCUGCUUCCUCCGCCGCGGACGACGGCGGGCCCAGCACGAGCGGUAGCGCGGACGCGCACGCCCGCUACGCCGACGCCGACGACAAUGCGGCGGGCGCCGGGGGCCCAAAGGUCUGGGUCCUCGUGCUCCUGUUCGCGCUGCUCCUGCUGCCCUUCCUGCCCUCUGCGAUGCGCCGCGGCGGCGGCGGCGGCGGGACGGUUUGGGCGGGAGGCGGAAGAGGCACUGAGGGAGGGUACCGGUACCGCCGCGGCGGGAUCAGCUUCAAGAGCGGCUGGGACGUCGUCAACCUCUGCCUCGUGCUCUUCGCCAUCCUCUGUGGUCUCCUCGGCCGCGGCGGCGACGGGGACUCCUCUUCCUCCGCGACUUCAGCUUACGCGUCUGCCAAGGACGACCGUCAUCGCCUGGCGUCCUCGGCGGCGCCCGCCGCGGAGCCCGUCACGGUGGCGGCGACUACUACGAGCUCGGGGGACUGGGAGCAGGAGGGCUACGACUCCAUGUCCGCCAUCUACGCCAGCCUGUCCCGCACCACCAACCACGCCCAUGCCUCGGGGAUCCGCCGGAUGAAGAGCAGCAGCUCCUACCCGGAGCUGCGCCUCGGCAGCGACGGCGUCUGGGCCCUCGCGUCCCCGGACUCCGCCUGGCGCUUCUACGACGACGCCGAGCUGUACCGCGCCCGCCGCCCGGAGCGGCAGGAGCGGACCUGGGACGUCGACCCGCACGGGAGGGCAGCGGCGGCGGAGGUCAAGACCAUCCCCGUCGACACCUUCGUCGAGCGCGGCCGGGCCUCGCAGUCGCAGUCGCAGUCGCAGCCGCGGAGGACGAGGAGGAGGAGCGUCGAGAGGCUCCCCGAGAUGGCCGAGGAGAGGCCGCUGCAGCAACAGAGCGGGGGCGCGCGGGCGCCGCCGAGGCUCAGGAGGUGGAACUCCGAGGUUGUUGAUGUCAUGUUGGAACAGGAGGCGGCACCGGCGCGGAGUAGAAGGUGGGACUCGGAGGUGGUGGGCGCCAUGCCGGAACAGGACGCGGCUGUAGCGCCGGCGAGGCUCAGGAGGUGGAACUCAGAGUCGCUGGAUAGCAUACUGGAGCAGGAGGCGAGAGUGGCGGCGGCGAGGAGCACGAGGUGGGGCUCGGAGGUGAUGGACGCCAUGCCGGAACAGGAGGCAGCGGUAGCGCCGGCGAGGCUCAGGAGGUGGAACUCGGAGUCGUUGGAUAGCAUACUGGAGCAGGAGGCGAGAGUGGCGCCGGCGAGGAGCACGAGGUGGGGUUCGGAGGUGAUGGACGCCAUGCCGGAACAGGAGGCAGCGGUAGCGCCAGCGAGGCUCAGGAGGUGGAACUCAGAGUCGUUGGAUAGCAUACUGGAGCAGGAGGCGAGAGUGGCGGCGGCGAGGAGCAGGAGGUGGGACUCGGAGGUGAUGGACGCCAUGCCGGAACAGGAGGCAGCGGUAGCGCCAGCGAGGCUCAGGAGGUGGAACUCAGAGUCGUUGGAUAGCAUACUGGAGCAGGAGGCGAGAGUGGCGGCGGCGAGGAGCAGGAGGUGGGACUCGGAGGUGGUGGACGUCAUGCCGGAACAGGAGGCGGCGGUGGCGCCGGUAAAAAGCAGGAGGUGGAACUCCGACGCAGUGGAUGUAAUACCGGAGCAGGAAGCGCCGGUGGCUCUGGCGAGGAGCGGGAGAUGGAGCUCGGGGGCGGUGGACGUGGUCCCGGAGCAGGAAAAGCCGGUGAUGAUGGCGCCUGCUGCUCCACCACCUCCUCCUCCGCCUCCUCGACGGCGACGGCGCAGCGUCGAGAAACUGCCGACAUCAGAGGAACUGGAGCAAGAGAUAGUAGUGGAAGAGGUGAGAAACCCCCCGAUGCCGCCGCCAUCGCUGGCCAUGUUCCCGCCUGGAACGCCACCACCCCCUCCGCCUCCGCUUCCGCCUCCCUCGACGGUGUCGCGCAGCAAGAAGAAGCGCAGCGGCAGCGUGGGCGGCGCCAAGGAGCUAGCGUCCGCCAUUGCUACGUUCUACCAGAAGAAGCGCAAGAGCAUUACCAUGAAGGCCAAGAGGAGGCCCCAUGCCCAUCACCACCACCACUCCGAUGGCCAAUACUACUCGUCGCCGUCGUCAGAUGCGUCAGCGAGCCCGGACUCCACUGCUCGCACCACCACCGCCCCGCCGCGGCCUCCGCCUCCGCCCCCUCCACCGCCACCGCCGUCCUCCAUCUUCUCCAAUCUCUUCAGGAACAAGAAGGGCGGCAGUAAGAACCGCCGCAUCCACUCCGUCGCGCCACCGCAGCCGCCACCCCCGCCUCCACCGGCUCGACGAUCUAAGAAACCGCCACCGCCUCCGUCUCGGCCCGCGCCUCCAGCACCACCGCCGCCGCCACAACCAGUCAGGACACGGCCGCAGCGCGCCCACGUGCACGCGUCCACACAGCAGCCGCCAUUGUACCCGAGGCGCGUCUACUACACCUACUACCCGCUCCCGCCGCCGUCUCCACCGCUACCUCCACCUCCUCCUCCGCCGCCACCGCUGGUGCCAGAGGGCGAGGAUGACUCCCCUUCGGUCACGGCGUCGCCGGCGCCGGCGUACUGCGCGAGCCCCGACGUGAACACGAAGGCGGACCGGUUCAUCGAGAGCUUCCGCGAGGGGCUGAAGCUGGAGAAGCUCAACUCGUACCGGGAGAAGUGGCAGAGGCAGAUCCAAGAGAACGCCGCCGUCGAGAUCGGGGAGGAGGAGGAGGGGGAGUUCAUGGUGAUCGGGUCCCUCUUCGGCGACGACGACGAAGAGGACGAAGACGGCAUCUCCUUGCCGCAGACGCCGGCGACCGCUGUCGCCGUCGGCUUCUAACGACACUGACGUUGAAGGAAAAAAAAAAAUCCCCGAGAAAAUGGAGAGAACAAAGAUAGCACAAAAGAGUGUUUCUUCUGGCUG
Molecule: messenger RNA, 3056 nt
Organism: Zea mays
Lineage: Eukaryota; Viridiplantae; Streptophyta; Magnoliopsida; Poales; Poaceae
Product: actin cytoskeleton-regulatory complex protein pan1
Exons: 1
Coding region: 123-2972 (949 amino acids)
Source: RefSeq, marked validated